Molecule: messenger RNA, 2608 nt
Organism: Branchiostoma belcheri (Belcher's lancelet)
Lineage: Eukaryota; Metazoa; Chordata; Leptocardii; Amphioxiformes; Branchiostomatidae
Product: cleavage and polyadenylation specificity factor subunit 2-like
Exons: 21
Coding region: 422-2458 (678 amino acids)
Biological process (GO): mRNA 3'-end processing by stem-loop binding and cleavage
Cellular component (GO): mRNA cleavage and polyadenylation specificity factor complex
Molecular function (GO): RNA binding
Source: RefSeq, a predicted model, not a curated record
CAGAAUCCCCUUGAGACAGUUUGAUGAAAAGAAAAAAUGGCGACUUGCUGUUGAUAUUUUUGGUGUGUUGAACAAAAACGCCCCUCGUUUACUUAUCCCAAGAACUUAUUCUAUCGUAAGACCUUCCGAAGUAAGGACUCCAGUAUGACAUCCAUCCUGAAGUUGACCCCCCUGUGUGGUGUCCACGAUGAGACCCCCCUCUGUUACCUGCUGCAGUUCGAUGAGUUCCGUUUCCUGCUGGACUGUGGCUGGGACGAGAAGUUCACCAUGAGCUAUGUGGACAACUUGAAGAAGUAUGCCCACCAGAUUGAUGCAGUGUUAAUCUCCCAUCCCGACCCCCUACACCUGGGUGCCCUGCCGUACAUGGUGGGGAAGUGUGGGGUUAAACUGUCCCAUCUACACAACCAUCCCUGUCUACAAGAUGGGGCAGAUGUUCAUGUAUGACAUCUACCAGUCUCGACAGAACACAGAGGACUUCACCAUCUUCACUCUGGAUGACGUGGACGCAGCUUUUGACAAGAUCGUGCAGCUGAAAUAUUCACAGAAUGUUCCUAUGAAAGGAAAGGGUCAUGGUCUGACCAUCACCCCUCUACCAGCUGGCCACAUGAUUGGUGGAACUGUCUGGAGAAUAGUGAAGGAAGGGGAGGAGGAUGUGGUGUAUGCUGUAGACUAUAACCACAAGAAAGAAAGACAUCUGAAUGGCUGUGUGUUGGACGGGAUCAACAGACCGUGUCUCCUCAUCACAGAUGCCUACAACGCCAACUAUGUUCAGCUCAGAAGGAAACUCAGGGAUGAACAGCUCCUCACGGAGAUUUUCAACACUGUCCGAGAUGACGGGAAUGUGUUAGUGUCCAUCGAUACAGCUGGGAGGGUGCUGGAACUGUCACAACUACUGGAGCAAUACUGGCAGAAUGCAGAGACAGGACUACAGGCCUACAACCUGUGCCUGCUGAACAAUGUAGCCUACAAUGUGGUAGAAUUUGCAAAGUCACAGGUGGAGUGGAUGAGUGACAAGAUCAUGCGGGUGUUUGAAGACAACAGGAACAACCCUUUCCAGUUCAAACACCUGAAGCUGUGUCACAGUCUCAGUGAACUGCACAAGGUCCCUGAUCCCAAGGUUGUCCUUGCCUCUGUACCUGAUCUGGAGUCAGGGUUCUCCCGGGAGUUGUUUGUGCAGUGGUGUCAGAACCAGAAGAACACAGUGGUCCUGACGUCACGGCCCAGCCCAGGCACGCUGGGGAGGAUGCUGAUAGACAAUCCUAAGAUGAAGACAUUUACCUUACAGGCAAGAAAAAGAGUUCGGCUUGAGGGAACAGAACUUGAAGAAUACCUGCAAGAAGAGAAGAAAGAAAAGGAAGAGAAAAAGAGAAGGGAAUCCAAGGCAAAAGGUGAUGAGUCAGACACCAGUGAGAGUGAGGAUGAGAUGGAGGUGGAAGGGUCCAGCUUCCCGGGCGGGGCCAAGGGCGUGGCCAAACAUGACCUGAUGAUGAAGGCGGAGGGCAGCAGGAAGGGAGGCUUCUUCAAACAGGCCAAGAAAGCCUACCCCAUGUUCCCUGCACCUGAGGAGAGGAUCAAGUGGGAUGACUACGGGGAGAUCAUCAAGCCAGAGGACUACAUGGUUGUUGAAAUGACACAGGCUGAAGAGGAGAAAGCCAAAGCAGAAGGAGAAGCAGCUGCUCAAGAAGAAUUUGCAGAAGAACUAACAGAUGUCCCAACGAAAAGUAUUGUACAGGAGCUGACACUGGACAUCAAGUCUCGUGUGGUGUACAUUGACUUUGAGGGCAGAUCAGACGGCGAGUCCAUGAAGAAAAUCUUGUCACAGCUGAAGCCAAGACAGUUGGUUAUAGUCCAUGGAAACAGUGAGUCCACCCUGCUGCUUGCGGAAGUGUGUCGUUCCACAGCUGGGAUGGUCCAGGGGAAGGUCUUCACACCCAAACUGAAUGAGACUGUUGAUGCCACCAUGGAGAGUCACAUCUACCAGGUGAAGCUGAAGGACUCCCUGGUCAGCUCCCUGCAGUUCUUCAAGGCUCGGGACACAGAGCUGGCCUGGGUGGACGGCCAGCUGGACCUGACCACUCCGGCCACGGACACCUCUGCCCUGCUGGAGGAGGGGGAGGUCCAGGAGAUGGAGGAGGAGGAGGAGCAGAAGAAGAAGGGCAAGUCUGCUAAGGCAGCUGCAGAGGAGUCAAGAGAGACAGUCCCUACCCUGGAGGCCUUACCAGUCAGUCAGAUCCCAGGCCACGAUGCCGUGUUCAUCAACAAACCUCGGCUGUCGGACAUCAAACAGGUGCUGCAGAAGGAGGGCAUCCAGGCCGAGUUCUCGGGAGGGGUGCUCAUCUGUAAUAACGUGGUGGCUCUCAAGAGGAAUGAAUCUGGGAGAAUCGGAAUGGAGGGCUGCAUAUGUGAGGAUUACUACAAAGUUCGCAAGCUGCUGUAUGAACAGUAUGCCAUCGUCUGAUUCUACCUACACUCACCACUUCUGUGGUACUAAAGAAAUUCCACUACUUCAACAUUCUUGGGAUAUGAUGUCUACUAACAUCAUUUUGCUAGCCUAAGGUCAAAUGAAUAUGUCACCCUGAAAAAUGGGACUCUAGAGAAGUAGGUACAC